Messenger RNA from Triticum turgidum subsp. durum (durum wheat), 1275 nucleotides. Lineage: Eukaryota; Viridiplantae; Streptophyta; Magnoliopsida; Poales; Poaceae. The record is from the annotation of a GenBank genome assembly.
AUGAAGCUCAACGUGAAGACCCUCAAGGGCACAAGCUUCGAGAUCGAGGCGACCCCCGAGUCCUCGGUGGGUGAGGUCAAGAGAAUCAUCGAGAGUGCUCAGGGGCAGAAUGUGUACCCUGCGGAUCAGCUGAUGAUCAUAUAUCAAGGAAAAAUUCUCAAGGAUGAUACCACUCUGGAAGCUAACAAGGUUGCAGAGAACAGCUUCCUUGUUAUAAUGCUGUCUAAGCCUAAGGCGUCAUCAUCUAGUGGUGCUUCUACUGCUUCAAAGGCACCUGCUAGUCAGUCUCAACCUGCUACUCCACCUGCCCCUGUUGCCUCAGCUGCAAGAUCACCACCUUCACAGGCACCUGUUGCUGCAUCUGAACCGGCGCCUCCCAGUGCACAGCCUUCAGCUGUUUCUGAUACUCCAGCUCCUGCAGUAACUGCAUCAGGCGAUGCUGAUGUAUACAGUCAGGCUGCAUCAAACCUUGUCUCUGGCGGCAGUCUAGAACAAACGGUCCAACAAAUUCUUGACAUGGGCGGUGGCACCUGGGAACGUGAUAUGGUUGUCCGUGCUUUACGUGCUGCAUAUAACAACCCUGAGAGGGCUAUUGACUAUCUGUAUUCUGGAAUACCUGAAUCUGUAGAUGCCCCACCUGUGGCUCGAGCACCUGCUCCUGCUCAACAGGCACCAAACCUGCAGGCUCCUCAGGCUCAGGCUGCACCUCUAGCACCAGUGCAGCCAUCUGGUGGCGUCUCUGCAGGGCCUAAUGCAAAUCCUCUAAACCUUUUCCCGCAGGUGUCAAUGAGACCACACCCUGCCCCUAAAGAAAAAGGGAAAUUGCAUGGUAUUCCAAGUGGCGGGGCAAAUGCUGGUGCUGGUGUGGGUGCCGGUGCUGGCGCCCUUGAUGCAUUGCGACAGCUUCCACAGUUCCAAGCACUGCUUGCAUUGGUCCAGGCUAAUCCCCAAAUCCUGCAGCCAAUGCUUCAAGAGCUGGGGAAACAAAAUCCCCAGAUCCUGCGGUUGAUUCAGGAAAAUCAGGCUGAGUUUCUCCGCCUGGUAAAUGAAACACCUGAGAGUGGUGCUGGCGGGAAUAUACUAGGCGCGCUAGCAGCUCAAAUGCCACAGGCAGUUCAAGUUACUCCAGAAGAACGGGAGGCCAUCCAGCGGCUCGAGGGGAUGGGGUUCAACCGUGAGCUUGUGUUGGAGGUCUUCUUUGCAUGCAACAGGGAUGAAGAACUGGCUGCCAACUAUCUUUUGGAUCAUGGCCAUGAGUUUGAGGAACAACAAUAG